This is a messenger RNA of Trichomonas vaginalis G3, 2421 nucleotides long. Its product is annotated as ankyrin repeat and SOCS box-containing protein 4 family. The record is from RefSeq and is a predicted model, not a curated record. Lineage: Eukaryota; Parabasalia; Trichomonadida; Trichomonadidae. The transcript has a single exon. Gene Ontology annotation, molecular function: protein binding. Bases 1 to 2421 code for a protein of 806 amino acids.
AUGUCUGCUCAAGACAUCAACUCAGAUAAAUACGGUGAAUUGAGAAGUACCUAUGAAUACUAUAUUGAUUCAUAUAAUGCACUAUAUAAGUUAAAGGUGACAAACGAAGAAGAAUUAAUAUCGAUUUACAAUAUGAUCAAAACAAAUUUGAUUGAUUCAAAUAAGUUUCUCCCUGACAAGAUUAUAAAAGACAUUUUAAAUAUCAUUCCAUUUAAUAAUCGUUAUACAAAGUCAUAUUUGAAGCUUGCCAAACUCAUAUAUGAUGAAUAUCCUUUAACAGAAGUUAAAAAAGCUAAUGGAUUUAUUAACUAUCUGUUUUAUAAAGAAUAUGGAAUUAAAAUAUACAUGUCUAAUGGUUCCAAAGGGAUUGAUGAUCCUAGAAACCCAAUUUACAGAGAAAUGAUGGAAAAUGCAAUUCACACAGAAGAUACAAUUUUCAGAGCAAUAAUGAAUAACGACAAAGAAAAAUUCAUCGCAUUCACUGAAAGAGAUGAAUUUAAUGAAGAUCAAACGCACAGAAGUAGUUUAUUGCCACCUGAUGAAAAAUCGUAUUCAUUACUUGAUUUAUGUUGUUAUUAUGGGGCAGUUGAUUGUUUCAAGUUUUUAAGAACGAAAUUUAACUCAGAAAUAACUCAAAAAUGUCUUGAAUUUUCAUUUUUAGGAGGAAAUCCAGAGAUCAUGAGUGAAUGUUUGAAAAUACAAGAACCAGAUGAAAAAUGCAUGGAAUAUGCAAUUAUUUCACACAACAUUGAUUUUGUUACAUUCUUGAUGAAUGAAUAUGAUAUAGAGAUCAAUCUAAUGCAAUACCCAAUUUAUAAUAAUCUUGAGGUGUUUUUAGUUUAUCUCGAUCAUACCAAUAAUAUUAACAAAUGUUUAGUUUAUUCAACCAUGUUUGAAAUACCAUCCCUUUGUGAAUAUUUACUUUUACAAGGUGCAAAAACCCACACAAAAGAUGUAUUUGGAAAAACAGCUCUGAUACAUGCAGCAGAAAAUAAUAGUAAAGCAAUAGCCGAACUUCUGAUAUCAUAUAAUGCAGACAUCAAUGAAAAGGAUAAAUCAAGAAGAACUGCUCUUCAUUGUGCAGUAAAAAAUAAUAGUAAAGCAAUAGCCGAACUUCUGAUUUCACAUGGUGCAAAUAUCGAUGAAAAGGAUACAUUAAGAAGAAUUGCUCUUCAUUAUGCAGCAGAAAAUAGCAAUAAAGAAAUAGCCGAACUUCUUAUUUCACAUGGUGCAGAUCUCAAUUAUAAAGAUGAAUUUGAACAAACUGCUCUUCAUUGUGCAGUAAAAAAUAAUAGUAAAGCAAUAGCCGAACUUCUGAUUUCACAUGGUGCAAAUAUCGAUGAAAAGGAUAAAUCAAGAAGAACUGCUCUCCAUUAUGCAGCAGAAAAUAAUAGUAUUGAGACAGCUGAACUUCUUAUUUCACAUGGUGCAAAUAUCGAUGAGAAGGAUAUAGAUGAAAGAACUGCUCUUAAUUUAGCAGUAAAUAAAUUGAAUAAAAAAACUAUUGAACUUCUUCUUUCGCAUGGUGCAAACAUUUAUGAAAAAGAUAAAAAUAAAGAAACCACACUUCAACUUGCAAUUAGAAGGAAUUGUAUAGAUAUAGUUGAAAUUCUACUUUCACAUGAUCCAAUUAUAAAUGAAGAUAUGGGAAACUUGCUCAAUCUUGCAAUAUGCUAUAAUGGAAAUCAAAUCUUCGAACUUCUUCUUCCACAUUGUCCAAAUAUCAAUGAAUACAUGCCAAGAUUGCUUUAUCAUGCAACUGAUAAUGGAAUAUAUAAAGUACUCGAAUUUCUUAUUUCGCAUGGUGCAGAUGUCAAUGGAAAAUAUGAUGAAGGAAGAACAGUUCUUCAUAUUGCCGCAAUAUCUAAUUAUUUCGAUGAAAUUGAACUUUGUAUUUCUCAUGGUGCAAAUAUUAAUGAGAAAGAUAAUAAUGGACAAACCGCUCUUCAUUAUGCAGCAGCUAAAUGCAAUGAAAAAACAAUUGAAACUCUUGUUUCGCACGGCGCAAAUGUAAAUGAAAAAGCAAAAGAUGGAACAACGGCUCUUCAUUUUGCUGUUCAGAAUACCAGUAUAGAAAUGAUCGAACUUCUUCUUUCGCAUGGUGCAAAUAUUAAUGAAGAGGAUGAAAAUGGAUUGACUGCUCUUCAUUACGCAGCAAAAAUAAAUCUUCAUCAAAACGUUGAAUUUCUACUUUCAAAAGGUGCAAAUAUUAAUGCAAAAACAAAAGAUGGAUUAACUGCCCUUCAUUAUGCAGCACAGAAUAAUUGUAAAGAAAUCAUUGAAGUAUUAAUUUCACAUGGUGUAAAUAUUAAUGAACAAGAUGAAAAUGGAUUUACAGCUCUUCAUUAUGCAGAACAAAAAAAUUAUCAAAAAAUCAUUGAUCUUCUUUCGCAUGAUGCAAAAUCCUCAAACAAUAAAUAA